Molecule: messenger RNA, 394 nt
Organism: Rhizophagus irregularis DAOM 181602=DAOM 197198
Lineage: Eukaryota; Fungi; Glomeromycota; Glomeromycetes; Glomerales; Glomeraceae
Source: RefSeq, a predicted model, not a curated record
AAUAAUUGAAAAAAAGACAUCAUUUCAAUCUCAACUACUUCCAAAAUGAUUAAAAAACUUUUUUUAAUUCUUGUUCUUGCAAUUGUUGCCUUCAUUGCUUUCACUUCCGCUACACCAACUAAUUUUAAAAGAGAAUCAAAUAUUUCUCAAGUAACAAAAACCGGAACUUUAGUGUCUAGACGGCUUCAAUGUCCAAACAAUUUUAAAGCAUGUCCUGAUAUGUCCGGAUGCUGCCCUACAGGCACGAAAUGCUUACGUAAUAACAAAUGCAACGUUCCAUGCCCUUCCAACGCCAAAAUUUGCAGUAACGGUGCUUGCUGCAUUAAAGGCUCCACUUGUUCUUCAGACGGCAGAUGUGUGAUCCGCUAGAACGAUUUUAUUUUUAUUAUUCCUU